CUAUUCGAGCGUACAGCUGACGGUGACGUCGGGGCCAGCUGAAAAGUUUGGGAAAUUUCCGUCAGUCAGCUGUUUACGUGAGAUUUCACAGUGUGUAUUUCGCAAUGUGAACGGUGGCCGGAUGAUCUAUUUGUGUGUAGGAAAUUAUGGAUUCCCGUGAAAUUUGCCAUUUUCUUUUGUUAUGGAUGUUGAAAAUCUAAAUGAUCACACACAGUCAUCAGAGAUUUCAUCUUCCUGUAGCUCAAGUGACACUGACCCCAAUUCUCCAUACCCUGUGGAGAAUCUUCAAAAGUCAGACCAAUCCAUAGACAAGACUUCGGAGCUUCAAUCCUUGGAUGUUGCCAGCACUCAGACUGUCCAGGACCAAGUAGGUGGUUGCGGGGCAAGCUCGCCCAUCCGAGGGAAUUCCCCUAUCCCAGACAGAGGGAAUUCCCCCAUCCCAGACGGAAGGAAUUCCCCCACCUUAGACGGAAGGAAUUCCCCCACCUUAGACGGAGGGAUAUCCCCGACACCCAACAAGAAGACCCCUCCCCCUGACAGUUUCUUGGCAGAUGGUUGUGAGUCACCACCUAAUCAGUCAUCCAAAGGUACAGCAUCGUUGUCGUCUGAGUCCGACAUCCCUUGUGUGGAGGAACCCAGAGAGACUGAUCCAGAAUUUGCAGCAGAGUCCACAGAGUCCCUGUCUCAAGACACGAUGGUCCAGGGCCAGGCUGCUGCGUACUUCGGGAGGAAGUCUGUUACUUCAGAGGAUGUGGUCAAGUACUUCGCCAUGCCCUCUGUGAAUAACAUGAAGAUGACCCUUGGCCUCAGCGGAGCUAUCAAUCUUGGAUGCUCACCUGUCUUACCCAAAAAGGGGAAUACGUAUGAGAGAGAUUAUAGCUGUGAGAAUCACAAUACGUCGCCCUCGGACAACUCUGACGAUGAAGACGUUGAUAUUGUAGAUGAUAUGGAGGAAGCAGACUGGAGCUUUGAUGAAGAAGAUGAUGGAGCAAAGCCAGGAAAGAAGUGUCCUUGUUUCUUCAAGACUCCUGCAGGUAGUGAGAGUGGCAACAAGACGCCUUUGCAGCGGCAGAACUCCAACCUAGAUGCCCCUGGUUCUUCGUCUCUCCACUCCAAUCCUUUCUACACUAUGUCAUCUCCUGUGCUUCACUGCCCUGACUGCGAACAAACCUUCAAUUGCCUUGUGGAUCUCAAUCGCCAUCGUUUAAAGCAUGUCAAGGAGAAGUCCUUCAAGUGCACCCACUGUGACAAGUCCUUUGCCUUCAGCUUCAAUCUGAAGAGCCAUGAAAGACAACAUACAGGAGAAAAGCCAUAUGUUUGUAAUAAGUGUGGACUUUCUUUUGUUCAUGCCUUUGACUUCCAUGAGCACCAGAGGGUUCAUAAUGGACAGGGUCACUUUGUCUGCAGUAUCUGCUUGAAGUGGUUCAGCCAUGAGUCAAAGUUCUUGCUUCACAUCCGGAAGCACAGCAGCAUUAAGCCAUUCAAGUGCAACAUGUGCGGGAAGUCUUUCCACCGCGCCGCAGGGCUCCGUGCCCAUGAACUCCUGCACUCUGUUCAGAAAGAAGACAAGCAGCUGUUCCCAUGCCAAUUCUGUGAUCGCGUAUUUGUCCGUCUGAGUCAUAAACAGAUGCACGAAAGAAUCCACAGCGGAGAAAAAGUGUUCCCCUGCCUGCACUGUGGCAAGACCUUCACAGACUUAUCAACCCUGAAGGGACAUGCUUGCACCCAAACAAAUGGAAACCAGUUCAAAUGUAACGUUUGUAGAGAGGAGUUCCUCUCCCUUCCACUGCUUGCAUCUCACUCCAAAGUCCACGCAACUCAGAAAGCAUCAACGUCGAGGAACACGCAGUUCCCGUCCACAAAGUUCAACACGUUUAAGCGGAAGGGCCCCCUCGCUGACGCCAAGAGGAGAUUUCCUUGCAAGCUUUGCAGCAGAGUGUUUUCCAACAAGCGACUGCUGGACGAGCACGGAAAGAUUCAUCAACGCGAGCACACACCGUUCAUGUGCAGCGAGUGCUGCAUGACCUUUACCCACGCGAACUAUCUCAAACUUCAUAUGACAAUGCACACGAAACAGGAUUCUACACAGCGUGAGGGACAAUCUGCCGAGAAAGCUCACGUAAAUGGCAAGCCGUCCCCCUUGACGGUGAAAUCUGGGAGUUCUUCCCCGCUCAACAUGUGUCGAUCAAGGCAGAGCAGUGGAGAGCAAUCUGCCAGCCCCUCGCCUGUUUCUGUAUGUCCCCCAAUACAGAUCAAAGCAGAACCCCAGUAACAUUGUAUAAUCUUUAAUAUGUUAAUUAUAAAAAUUAUUGUACUCUGAUUUAGUGAUUUACUAUUUAGACCUUCAUUAUGAGUGAGUUUUCUUUUCACAGUGCUACUGACCUGAAAUUUAUUUCUGGCCUUAAUAUGUAAAAUGGUAGAUAAAUGUAUUUCUACAGAUAGAAACAUUAUGGCUUUACACUUGCAUGAUUUUUUUUUCCACAAACUCACAACAUGGAGAUAACUGAAGAUAUCAUGCAAGAUGGCAAUACACCAGUAUUGAAGAGAAACAAAGUUUCUCAGAAGCAUUAAUCAUUUCAUUAUAGAAUAUCAUAACUUGAAAUCUUCACAUUGCAACUCCCAUGAACUUGUAAUUCCAUCAGAGAUGGCUUCAAGAGUAUUAUGUGCUACAUCUGUAUGCUGCUUUUUGCACCAAUUUGGUAUUGUACUUAUUUUUUUCUCUAUUUAGUCACAGGGUUAUCAAGUUGAUAUUCAGCAUUUACAAAUGUCCAUUUGUAGCAGCUUCUUAUCACCAUUCAGCCCUGUCCCAUUUUCUGUAAUGUUUUUGUUCUUACAAUACAAUGCUAUUUAUGCUGCUGGUCGGCUAAAAGAAGGGAAGUUCCCUGUAAGUGAACUACAUGUGUGAUAAUAGAAGAUGAAAAAUAAUAUGUUAAUGGCAACUCAUUUGUUUUGUAGAGUUUAGCAUGAUGACACCUUUUUAUUUGUUGAUAAAUAUCUUUUUUUUUAUUUUUAUUUUCUGGGGAUACUUCUCACAGCUAAACUGCCUAAAUCCCAAACAUUGAAUAAUGCUUAUUCAAUAAGCAUUUAACAUUUAUUACGAUAAAUCAGAUUUUCCAGGGCUUUUUUUUUUUCUUCUGAGCAUUUUGCACGCUAAAUAGCCCCCCCCCACCCCCAGGCAAUUUUUUCCCUCUUUUUGACCUCUCAUUUAUCAUUGUUCAAGUUGAGAAACGAGGUUUCCAUUGAAAUUUUGAAGAGGGUCUCCAUGCUGCCAUGUCUACUGUAUUUUUCAAAAUGGAAAAUCAAGAGUUGCCAUGGAAACAAGUUGAUUCAACUCUGAAUAUCGCUAAGUUA
This is a messenger RNA of Lytechinus variegatus (green sea urchin), 3351 nucleotides long. RefSeq names its product oocyte zinc finger protein XlCOF6-like. The record is from RefSeq and is a predicted model, not a curated record. Lineage: Eukaryota; Metazoa; Echinodermata; Echinoidea; Temnopleuroida; Toxopneustidae. Gene Ontology annotation, molecular function: DNA-binding transcription factor activity; RNA polymerase II cis-regulatory region sequence-specific DNA binding. Bases 182 to 2272 code for a protein of 696 amino acids. The transcript is spliced from 4 exons. Gene Ontology annotation, biological process: regulation of transcription by RNA polymerase II.